GUUAUAGGAAGCAGAAGUUACACAUCCCAUGAGCUAAGAAGCAAGAAGAAAUUGGGGCACCAUGGGGAAAGCCCGCAGGCCUCCGCCAGGGCACCACAGGCAUUGUGAGGGAUGCUUCAACCGCCACUGCCACAUUCCUGCGGAACCCAACAUCUCCUGCCUGGUAAUAAGCUGCCACCUGCUCUGUGGUGCCACCUUCCACAUGUGCAAAGAGGCAGAGCACCAGCUCCUCUGCCCUUUAGAGCAGGUUCCAUGCCUCAACUCCGAAUAUGGCUGCCCUCUGUCCAUGUCCCGCCACAAACUGGCCAAGCACCUGCAGGUGUGCCCCGCCAGCGUGGUCUGCUGCUCCAUGGAGUGGAACCGCUGGCCAAAUGUGGACUCUGAAACCACUCUUCAUGAGAACAUCAUGAAAGAGACCCCCAGUGAGGAGUGUUUGGACACAGCCCUGGCCCUGCAGGACCAGAAGGUCCUCUUCAGAUCCUUGAAAAUGGUGGAGCUUUUCCCAGAAACUAGAGAGGCUACUGAGGAGGAACCAACUAUGAAUGGUGAAACCGGUGUGGAGGAAAUGGGAGGAGCUGUGGGUGGAGUGGAUAUCAGUUUGGUACCACACGGUUUGUCAGCAACUAAUGGGGAGAUGGCAGAGCUAAGUCAAGAAGAACGGGAGGUGCUAGCCAAAACCAAAGAAGGGAUGGACCUGGCUAAGUUUGGCCAGUGGGAAAAUAUUUUCAGCAAAGAGCACGCAGCCUCUGCUUUAACAAAUUCAUCAGCGAGCUGUGAGAGCAAGAACAAGAAUGGCCCAGAAAAGAAACAGAUUUCCAGUGGCAAUAACAUGGUAGAAGGAGAGGGCGCUCCCAAAAAGAAAGAACCACAGGAAAAUCAGAAGCAGCAGGACGUUCAUACAGCUAUGGAAACCACAGGGCUUGCCCCUUGGCAGGAUGGUGUUCUGGAAAGACUGAAAACAGCUGUGGAUGCAAAGGACUAUAACAUGUAUCUAGUGCACAAUGGGCGGAUGCUGAUCCACUUUGGUCAGAUGCCUGCUUGUACACCCAAGGAGAGAGACUUUGUUUAUGGCAAGCUUGAGGCUCAGGAAGUUAAGACUGUUUACACCUUCAAAGUUCCUGUGAGCUACUGUGGAAAGCGAGCUCGACUUGGAGAUGCCAUGUUGAGUUGUAAGCCAAGUGAACACAAGGCAGUGGAUACUUCAGAUCUGGGGAUCACUGUGGAGGACCUGCCCAAAUCAGAUCUCAUCAAGACCACCCUCCAGUGUGCUUUGGAAAGAGAACUCAAAGGCCACGUCAUCUCUGAAUCCAGAAGCAUUGAUGGACUGUUCAUGGAUUUUGCCACACAAACAUACAACUUUGAGCCAGAACAGUUUUCCUCUGGGACAGUGCUGGCUGACCUAACCGCUGCCACCCCAGGGGGACUCCACGUGGAGCUGCACAGUGAGUGUGUGACCAGGAGACACAACAAAAGCAGUUCUGCCUUCACUUUCACUUGCAACAAAUUCUUCAGGAGGGAUGAGUUCCCCCUGCACUUCAAGAAUGUCCAUACAGACAUUCAGUCAUGUCUCAACGGCUGGUUCCAGCAUCGAUGCCCCCUCGCCUACUUGGGAUGUACAUUUGUUCAAAACCAUUUCCGUCCCCCAGGGCAAAAGGCAAAAGUAAUCUACAGCCAGGAGCUCAAGACCUUUGCCAUUAAGCCGGAGGUUGCUCCAGAGCUGAGCGAGGGAAGGAAGAACAACCAUCUUUUGGGUCAUGGAGGAAAAAGCCAGAAUUCUUUAACCAGCCUGCCCCUGGAGAUUUUGCAGUACAUUGCUGGGUUCUUGGACAGUGUCAGCCUGGCCCAGCUCUCCCAGGUGUCUGUGCUGAUGAGGAAUAUCUGUGCCACUUUGUUACAAGAGAGAGGGAUGGUCCUUUUGCAAUGGAAGAAGAAGAGGUAUUCCCAUGGAGGCACCUCCUGGAGAGUCCACAGAGAGAUCUGGCAGUUCAGCAGCCUCUUCUCCAAAAUCAAGAGCUGGGAGUUUAAUGAAGUCACCUCCAUGUCCGAGCACCUGAAGUCCUGUCCUUUCAACAUCGUAGAGCACAAAACUGACCCGAUUCUUUUGACCAGCAUGUGUCAGCCCCGUGAGCAGGCCCGAGAGAGCUUAGUCUCCACCUUUAGAGUCAGACCACGAGGAAGAUACGUCUCCUAAAAAUUCAGAUGCCACCUGAUGCACCCGUCUUGGAUUUCUUCUCGGAGUUCCUGAAGUAGGACAGAGUGUGGUUUUGUAGACUCCCUUCUGUAAACUGCCUAUUUGCUUAUCAGGGUGUAUUGGAACAUGCAGUGUCCUUCAAAACCUCAACACAAGGCCUAAGAAUUUCCUAAGCCAUGUCUUGUACCAUAGUGACAUAUUAAUGACUUAUUUCCUUUUUUCUUUUCUUUUCUUUUUUCUUUCUUUCUAAAAUAGAUUGGUCUGAGAAGAAAAUAAGUAAUCUGAGGCCAUUUGGAAGAUGGACCCAAUUUCUUAAGCGAUGAGAGAGCAUGAAAUUCCAUAAUCAGUACAGGCCUGUGCUUUUACAUGGACUUUUCAGUUUACAAAGCACUUUCAAAUUUAUGGGACAAGAAACGCAGAAUGGGACUAAGGUGCAAAGAGUUACUCCCCAGGGAAUGCAGGGUGAAGGGAACAAAGCUGGAGGCUCUGGAGCUGGGUCUGUUUUGAUGGUCAAGUCCAGGGCUCGUUUUGGCCAUUCUACUGCCUCUAGGCCAGGGUAGUUCUAACACAGCCUGACACAGGAGAGCCCCUGACUGAGCAUGGCAGCCUUGAAGACACGACAGGCCAAAACAUGGGGUCACAGAGUCUGUUGUUAGAAUCUUGGCAACAUACAGCAGGAAAGCCUUGAGAAAUGGGGAGUCCAAAGGAGACACCAUAUUUAUGGAGAACAUUAGGACAAAAAGCCACAAGCCUACUUUGUAACAUUUUAAUAAUGACUUAAGGGUCAAGAUGUUUUUUCUUCAGAAAAUUAUGUUCUGAGUUAGGCAGAACAUAGGCAUGGCCCUGGGCCACCCUGUGCUAUCUGAAAUGACCUCAAUACACUAAUGCCAAUCUCAGCGUCAUGCCAGAAUGCACAGGGUAGCCCAGGGAGACCACACCUUUGGCAAAGUCCAGACAAGGCCCACUGCAGUUCCUAUGGCGCCAGUCACCAGCUCCUAGACACCACUUGGGGACCCCAUUGGGGUCUUGGAGAGGAAGACAUUUGAACCUAAUGGCUCCCUGAAAUUGCUCCUACCCAUCCAUAUUGCUGGUCAUGCAUUCGGUCUGACAAAAAUGGAUGAUACUGCUGUUUUUGGUAACAAACAGUAAAUAUUCAUAAAAACA
This is a messenger RNA of Piliocolobus tephrosceles (Ugandan red Colobus), 3355 nucleotides long. It is a transcript of the gene FBXO40, whose product is annotated as F-box protein 40. The transcript is spliced from 4 exons. Bases 62 to 2191 code for a protein of 709 amino acids. The record is from RefSeq and is a predicted model, not a curated record. Gene Ontology annotation, cellular component: cytoplasm. NCBI's taxonomy places the organism in Eukaryota, Metazoa, Chordata, Mammalia, Primates, Cercopithecidae. Gene Ontology annotation, molecular function: protein binding; zinc ion binding; ubiquitin protein ligase activity.